AUGAGAACUGCCCCUGCCAAUCAAAGCACUCCAGCUACAACUACUGUCAAUGAUGGCAAUGAUCUAAGCCCUGAUCUUGCAGAAUACCUUCAAAAUCAAGGCGACACCCCUGCACUGAGCAGAGUCCUUCAAGAAUUCCGUGAACGCGUCAAAUACCUUCAAAAACCAGGUCUUCUCAAAUCAACAUCUGAUUAUCCCAUUUGGAAGGAAGAGAUUCUGCUUGUCAUCAAGCAAUCUCACACAGAAGAUCUCCUGAAUGCAACUACAAAACCCUUGGAGAAUGCCUCUAAGGAUAUGAAAUGAUUCUGGGAGGAAUGCAACUCCUGGCUAUACAAUUUUGUAUGAUCUUCUGUUUCUAUUGAAGCCAAA
Molecule: messenger RNA, 369 nt
Organism: Blastomyces gilchristii SLH14081
Lineage: Eukaryota; Fungi; Ascomycota; Eurotiomycetes; Onygenales; Ajellomycetaceae
Exons: 1
Coding region: 1-303 (100 amino acids)
Source: RefSeq, a predicted model, not a curated record